CGACGGCUCAGCGCGCGGAGAAAUGGCGGCGGCGGCGGCGCACAGGUCUAGUCCUGUCUGGUGUGCAUGUAUUGACAUGUUUCCACGUGUCUUUCAAUCGUUUGUACUUCGGGGCAGUAGAUUGUAGAAGCAGUAGAAGGCGUAGAAGGUAGUAGACCACCCAAGCCAUUACCAGCAUGACGUGGCAAAACUUCGGAAACAACACCGUCACUUUGGGAGUUAUAGCACUCCUGUGCUUGUUUACUUCAGGUGCUGCAAUUGUAUGCUACGAAUGUGACUCUAAUGACCAGCCGUACUGCUCAGAGAGCUGGGACCAUGAUGUUGUUCCACACAAUGUUGAACCUCGAAACUGCAACUACCUGCCCGGGGCACGUUACUGCGUGAAGGCAACAGGCCAUAACGGCACCUCCCGCUUCUGUUCUGCCCGUGACUUGGGUCACUCCUGCAACUACACCACAGGGCCAGGUGACGAAAGGGCGUACAAGACAUGCUUCUACACCUGUUAUGACGCUGCAUGUAACGGCACACCGUAUGGUGUAAUGGUGUCGACGUCUCCACUCAUACUCUCCGUCAUACUGUCCGUUUUGUCGCUCGUUCCAGCAAGGUGAUCUGCACUGAAAAGUCUGACACGUACAGCAGUGUAUCAACAGUGCUACCACACAGUGCCUAAAGAUGAAACAGUGUUGCUACGAGAAAAAGUCUAUAACAGCGGUGACCCUGCAAGAGGCUGAUUUGGUCCACACAGUAUACGAAAGCGAGUGUCUCUCUACUCGACUUCAUGGCAAAACUGUAGCUCUGUGCAUGUACGGUUACUAAGGGCAUUUGAUAGGUGUGUAGAGCUCUUAAUAGAGCAUGGAAAGACACGAAAAAAAAAUGUAUAAGGUGGAUUAGAAAUUUAGAUUACAAGAACUGGGAUGAUACAUAUUCAGCUAACACAAAAAGUACUUGUGCAGUGCUCAGAAGAGCACUCCCCCAGGAGACUAGCGAAAAUGUGGAACCUUUAUUACAGUGCAAAACAUUACGUGUGCUCAACCAUAACAUGCGCUUCUGCUUGAAAUGCCUCAAUAAACCAUUCCCCCAUAUUGGACAAAAUA
This is a messenger RNA of Ornithodoros turicata, 1094 nucleotides long. RefSeq names its product UPAR/Ly6 domain-containing protein bou-like. The record is from RefSeq and is a predicted model, not a curated record. The transcript has 3 exons. The coding region runs from base 177 to 608 and encodes 143 amino acids. Gene Ontology annotation, biological process: positive regulation of voltage-gated potassium channel activity; sleep; regulation of synaptic transmission, cholinergic. Lineage: Eukaryota; Metazoa; Arthropoda; Arachnida; Ixodida; Argasidae.